GCAGCGCACAAGGUAUACUAAUCUAAAAGAUCAACGACUUCACGAUGUUUAGAUCACUUGUCAUCUUGGUACUGGUGCUUCCAGAACUGACCAUUGGCCAGAUUUUGACGGCUAAUUGCGGUCAGCUUGAGCCCAAAUCAGACGGUGAAGUAGAGUUUUUCGAGCAAAAAGACUACGAAUUUGAUCAGACUCUCCUAUCAAGUGAGGCCCGCCCAUUACAACAGCCAGUUCAAAGCAAGGUUGCCAGUUUGUAUUACGAUCAGUACAAAAGAGGCACGAUUGCUACAGUGGAAGAACCUUUAGCUGGCUGUCAAGGGAACGGAAGUGGAUUCACCCGGCUAGCGGAAGUGAAUCUGUAUGUGCGCUACUUUCAAUUUGCCGACUGGGCUGCGAAGAUUCUCAAGUGCUGCCCGGCCUACCAGAACUUUGGCUGCCGCAGUGUCUAUGCACCGAUAGGUUGUGGUUACUAUGAAGUCCACGGCAUGAAAGCAUGGUGCUGCCCUCUACAGUGGAUCAACAUCGCCCAAUACUGCAACUGUAGGAAAUGCGCCAUAAUUUGCCCGGAUUGUUUCUACACUGGUGUGUGCUUGAGGCGCUUCACCUACACCAAAUUUGCCGCCGUCUGCUACAUCAAUUGGUGGUGGACAACCAUCGUCCACUUCGCCAGGUACCUGCCCACCAGCUGCUACUGUAGACAGGUCUAGGAGCAGACGAUCAGAAAAGUCCUUGACACAAGUCACAAGAGCUGACUUUGUCUGACUUCAAUCAUUUUUAUCUCGGUAUAUAACAUAAAAGUAUGUUUUCAAAAAACUCAGUCAAAAUAAUUCUAAAACCUAAUUCUAC
Messenger RNA from Physella acuta, 843 nucleotides. RefSeq lists its product as uncharacterized. The record is from RefSeq and is a predicted model, not a curated record. Lineage: Eukaryota; Metazoa; Mollusca; Gastropoda; Physidae.